UAAUAAUUAAAAUAUGCUGCAAUAUGGAGUAUAUAAAGACUCGAGAGAGACGAGCAUGGAUCGAAGUGGAGUGAAGUUGAAGGAAGGAUUUACAAACGACUUUGCUUCAAACAGCUGGGAAUUCUGCCGCAAAUGGCGAACCAAUCAUCUGCUCAUCCGAUUCUCUGCGCUUCCUUCAACCAAGACAACAGCUGCUUUGCAAUUGGAACCAAAGACGGCUUCAAAAUCUUCGACUGUGAUACCGGAAGGCUCCUCUAUGAACGAGCUAUUGGUGCAUUCGUCAUUGUUGAAAUGCUAUACAGGACAAAUCUUCUCGCCAUAGUUGGGGCUGGUGAACAGCCUUCUUUGUCACCAAGGAGAUUAUGUUUGUUCAAUAUCGUUAAUGGAACUUCACUCAGAGAACUCAACUUCUUGACUUCUAUUCUCGCUGUUCGUAUGGAUAGGAAAAGAUUGAUAGUUUUGUUUAAAGAGCAAACCUACAUCUAUGAUGUUAACAGCUUGGAAAAAAAGCAGAUUAUUGAUACAGUGCCUAAUGUACAAGGACUUUGUGCAUUUUCUGCUUGCGUGGAUAAUCCCUAUUUAGCUCUUCCCGCUAGUACAACAAAAGGGUCUUUGCUAGUCUACAAUGUAGUGGAUCUGCAGUCACACUGUGAGAUAGACGCCCAUCGCUCGCCCCUAAUUGCCAUGGCUUUUUCUUCAAAUGGGACGUAUAUAGCUACAGCAUCUGAACACGGAACUAUAAUCAGAGUUCAUCUAAUCUCUGAUGCAACUAAGUCAUACAGUUUCCGUAGGGGUACAUAUUCGUCGACGAUCUUUUCCCUGUCAUUUGGGCCUUCAGCUGAUCUUCCAGAUAUUCUUCUUGCUACAAGCUCUUCAGGUUCUGUUCACAUUUUCUCCCUGGGCUUUGAUCUUAAUGAAAGAAAGUCAAACAGCCUUCUUGGGUCAAUAAUUCCUGGUUCUGUUAGCGAUGCACUGGAUCCUGCUCAUCAUCUUGUAUUCCAUCAUGCUUUCUCAGCUGGAGUCAGAAGUAAUGCUGUAGUUCAGAAGAUAGAGAAAGCCAGUGGUUCAUCAAAUCCCGAACCUGUUGUGUUGAGAGCCACCAUAUCAAUGAUUAGCUUCAGUGGAUACUAUCAAGAAUAUAGUUUGAGAAUAAACAACAAAAACGAAGCUACAUGGACAUUGGAGCGCAGGUUCAAAGCUAUUGCAGAAUAACUGUAGAGAGUUCAUGAUUUAAUUCAAAUGUACAGAAUCUUCUUAACCAUGAUUGAAAGCCGUUAUUACGUUUCUGUUAUCA
This is a messenger RNA of Salvia hispanica, 1294 nucleotides long. It is a transcript of the gene ATG18B, whose product is annotated as autophagy 18 B-like protein. The record is from RefSeq and is a predicted model, not a curated record. Lineage: Eukaryota; Viridiplantae; Streptophyta; Magnoliopsida; Lamiales; Lamiaceae. Gene Ontology annotation, molecular function: protein binding.